AUGGCGCUCAGUAAACCGAUGGAAGUGAUGGCGGCCGCUACGGCAGCAGGCGUCGGCGGAUUCCUGGCAACGAGUAUCCUGUACCCUCUCGACACGCUCAAGACGCGCAUCCAGUCGGGUUCAUCGCUGUUACCCCAAGAAGAAGACGGGCCCAGUGAGAACGAUGCAAGUGCGCCUCCGAGCACGAAGAAGACGCUCGCGGCGCUUCUGCCGUCGCUGUACCGCGGGCUCCAAUACAAAGCGGUCGAGUCGUCGACCUCUAAAUUCUUAUACUUUUACACCUACACACUGCUGGCGCAGCUCGUGACGCCCAAAAGCGGGCAGCCCAUUGGCCCGUUCACGGACUUAUGUAUCGGAUACGUCAGUGAGCUGUGCCAUCUGCCGCUCACGAUGCCCAUGGAGCUCGUGGGCAUUCGACUGCAGACGGGCGGACCCGACAAGGGCACUUUGAGCGACAUCAUUGGCGCGACAGUGAAGGAGAGCGGCGUAAGCGGACUUUACAAGGGACUCGGAGCCUGCUUUGUCCUGUGCCUCCAGCCAGCGAUCCAGUACACAGUGUUCGAGCGGCUCAAGGUCCUGUACGUGCGCAGGUUCAAGCAGGCGGCGCAGGCACUUGGCGCCCUGGAGGCGUUCGUGCUGGGGGCGCUCGCGCGGUCAAUCGCUACGCUCGUGCUGUUCCCGUACAUUCGCGCCAAAGUGCUGAUGCAGACGAGCCACAAGGAGGUGCCGAGCGAGAGAGCGCCUCGAGCGCACAGCCGUUGCGCGAGGACUCGACCAGCGACGAUUGUGUCGACGCUGCAGCGCGUCUACAGCGAAGAAGGGCCGCGCGCGCUCUACCGCGGUCUUGGCCCGGAGCUCACGAGGGCCGCACUCUCGUCGGCGCUGAUGCUCAUGCUCAAGGAGAAGAUCCAGACGCACAUUGUGAUGCUCAUGACGAUCGGCCUGUCGGCGUAA
Hyaloperonospora brassicae is the source of this 954-nucleotide messenger RNA. The record is from the annotation of a GenBank genome assembly. NCBI's taxonomy places the organism in Eukaryota, Oomycota, Peronosporomycetes, Peronosporales, Peronosporaceae.